Anarrhichthys ocellatus (wolf-eel) is the source of this 3324-nucleotide messenger RNA. RefSeq names its product endothelin converting enzyme 1 (gene ece1). The transcript is spliced from 20 exons. Gene Ontology annotation, biological process: peptide hormone processing. The record is from RefSeq and is a predicted model, not a curated record. Gene Ontology annotation, molecular function: metalloendopeptidase activity. NCBI's taxonomy places the organism in Eukaryota, Metazoa, Chordata, Actinopteri, Perciformes, Anarhichadidae. Gene Ontology annotation, cellular component: plasma membrane. Bases 271 to 2529 code for a protein of 752 amino acids.
GAACUAUCUUGACAGUGAAGCGCAUCUCUUUGGUUGUUUCAGCCGAGGCUCGCUCGCGGUCCCCCGGUCAGAAGGCACACCGGAGUCACGGAGGACCAGCUGACAGCACGGUGUGAAAUAUGAGAGACACAGGUCCCUAAGUGACCCAUCUGAAGCCUGAGACAUUAGGUGGCCCUGGUUGUGUUGCGCUCGGGGAGCCUGGUGCAGUUAUUCAUUCCCUCGGUGUGAUCCAGGGUGUUCUGCAGGGCGCCAUAACAACGGCAGGAACAGAUGUCAACGUAUAAGAGAGCCACUUUGGAUGAGGAGGACCUGGUGGACUCCACCAGUGACGAUGUCUACCCAUCAUCACCCAUGCAGGUGACUCUUCUGCACGGCCGCGGUCCCUCAUGUUGGCUAGACCGGACACAGAGUGAGAGGAGGCUGCUGUGUCUAGUGUGUGUCGUGUCUCUGGGCCUGUUCAUAUCUCUCAUCACUACCGGGGUCCUUUACAAGCAGACUCACCCGGGCCUGUGCCUGACCGAGCCGUGCGUUACUGUGGCCAGUGCGGUCAUGGGAGCCCUGGACCAAUCCGUCGACCCCUGCCACGACUUCUACAACUUUGCCUGUGGGGGCUGGGUGAAGAACAACCCCCUCCCUGAGGGCAAGUCCCGCUGGGGACCUUUCAGCAACCUGUGGGAGAGCAACAUUCUUGUAAUGAAGCAUUUGUUAGAAAACACAACGAUGAAAGGUCUGAGUAAGGCUGAGGAAAAGGCCCAGCGAUACUACCAUGCCUGCAUGAACGAGGCCAAGAUUGAAGAGUUGGGAGCUAAGCCACUGCAGGAGCUCAUCAGCCAGAUCGGAGGAUGGGCCCUGACGGGACCCUGGGACAAAAACAACUUCCAGGAAGUGUUGCGUAUGGUGUCUGCCAACUAUCACACCUCGCCUUUCUUCACCGUGUUUGUCAGCACCGACUCCAAAAACUCCAACACCAACAUAAUCCAGGUGGAUCAGUCCAGCUUGGGGCUACCGUCACGGGAUUACUACCUCAACAAAACGGCAAAUGAAAAGUAUCUGACAGCAUACCUCGUCUUUCUGACGGAGUUGGGGGUUCUCCUGGGGGGCUCCGAGGAGACGUCUCGGACGCUGAUGGAGGAGAUCGUGGACUUUGAAUCCACCCUGGCCAACAUCACGGUCCCUCAGGAGGAGAGAAGAGACGAAGAGCUCAUCUACAAUAAGAUGAAGGCCAAGGAUCUGAAGAAUCUGGUUCCGGCGGUGGACUGGAUGCCGUAUCUCUCAGAAGUGUUUGCUCCCGUGCCGCUCAACGAUUCAGAGCCGGUGGUUGUUUAUGCCAAAGAAUACCUCCAGCAAGUUUCUGACCUCAUAACGAAAACAAAUAAGAGCCUACUCAACAACUACAUGAUAAUGAAGGUGGUGAGGAAGAUGAGGUCCAUUUUGGACCAAAGGUUUCAGGACGCAGAGCAGCGCUUCCUCGAGGUCAUGUACGGAACGAAGAAGAGCUGCACUCCACGCUGGAAGCUGUGCGUCAGCGACACGGACAGCGCCCUGGGCUUCGCUCUGGGAGCCAUGUUUGUCAAAGCCACCUUUGCCGAGGACAGCAAGACUAUUGCUGAAGAUAUGGUCGGGGACAUUAAAUGGGCGUUUGAGGACAGCCUGAAGUAUGUGAGCUGGAUGGACUCGGAGACAAAAAAAGCAGCCAAAGAAAAGGCAGAUGCAAUAUACAACAUGGUGGGAUAUCCAGAGUUCAUCAUGAACGGCACAAAGCUGGACAAAGUGUUCGAUGAUUUCGAGGUGGUGUCGGAGCUUUACUUCCAGAAUGUCAUGCAGUACUACAACUUCUCAGCCAGAGUGACUUCCGACCAGCUGAGGAAAACUCCCAACAGAAACCAGUGGAGCAUGACCCCUCCGACUGUGAACGCAUAUUACAACCCAACCAAGAAUGAGAUGGUUCUGCCUGCAGGAAUUCUUCAGGCUCCGUUUUACAGUCGUUCCUGGCCUAAAGCUCUCAACUUUGGUGGCAUUGGAGUCGUCAUGGGACAUGAACUGACUCAUGCUUUUGAUGACCAAGGGAGGGAAUACGACAAGGAUGGAAACCUGCGUCCCUGGUGGAAGAACUCUUCGGUGGAGGCCUUCAAGAAGCAGACACAGUGCAUGGUGGAGCAGUACGGAAAUUACAGCAUCAACCAGGAGCCCAUGAACGGGAGGCAGACCCUGGGAGAGAACAUCGCCGACAACGGUGGACUCAAGGCAGCCUACAAGGCUUAUGUGAAUUGGAUCAAAAAUAACGGCGAGGAGGCCACGCUACCUGCCCUGGGAAUGACGAACCAUCAGCUGUUCUUUGUAGGAUUUGCCCAGGUUUGGUGCUCUGUCAGGACACCCGAAAGCUCGCACGAGGGCGUCAUCACAGAUCCUCACAGUCCAUCGAGAUUCCGAGUCAUCGGCACCAUCUCCAAUUCACAGGAAUUCUCAAAGCACUUUGGCUGCAAAGCAGAUGCUCCCAUGAACCCCAAACAUAAGUGUGAGCUUUGGUGAUGCCCCGUUGCUGUUAAUCAGGAAGGAGGGAGAAUGGAGGUUUGGGAGGAAGCAUUGACAAAGUCUCUCUAGACGGGCACCGCAAGAACCACUGAAACUCCUACUGCCUUGCCACUGCUUUCAGGACAGAAUGGGCCUGCUCUGUGUGGAGGGUUGCACUCUUCAGUGCUUCGCCACAAGGAUUGUUGGUUUAGCAAACUGCUUGCCCCAACUUCUGAAGUUAAAUGUAGCUAUGAAUGCGCACUGGAAACCCAGCAAAUGGUUACAGAAAAUGGGAGAACCACUCUCAAAUUUUGUGAACUGCUCGUUUGUCAUAAAGUGAUAAAUAUUUGUAUUUGUUCCUGUAACUCUUCACUGUGCUUGGAUAUGCUCCCAUUUUAUUAUUUUUUUAAUUGUAUUUUAUUCAUGGUCACUUUUUUUUUUUUUUUUUUUAACCUGAUGGAAAAUUGAUAUCUGUUUUAAAUCUGUUAAUCACGAAUGGUAUAAAUGUGUUUUAUUACUCAAACAGCCGUUUGUACUUGAACCAUUGCAAUGUUUCAGAAACACUGCGUAACAUUUGGUCAAACUGUUACGUUUUAUAGACAUAUUGAUGCGAUAUAUGCCUCCCAUUGCUGGCUUUUCAUUUAUGAAAUGUAAAACCAAUACAAGUCAGAAACACAAUAGAGGAAUUAAGACAUUCACAGCAAAAGUGUAAGCUAUGUUUUCCAUCCAGAACCUAUGAUGUGCCAUACCUGUUUUUAUGAGUAAGAGUUUGUCACAAAUUAUUUUGUAUAGUAAAACCAGUCUUAAAACAUU